CAAUUAAUUGUUGUCUAUAUUGUUUCAUGCUCUCUCUAUGCUCAAACAGAAUCAUACACUGUGUGGAUUCAGUGUUUGAUUUUGUGACAACAUCAACCCUUCUCUUCUUCCAUUGCUUUAACAGCAUGUACAGAUGGCUAAAGUCUUUAGCUGAUUUCAACGAAUUUUGUGCAAAAACCCAAACACUUUGAUCGCUAUAUUUUCGCACAUGUGAGCCGAAGAUCGUUGAAGGAGGACGGAACAAGUUGAUUUAUAUUUUGCAACCAUAUAGUUUAUAUAGCAGUUGCAGCUUAUGAAUUAAAUGGAUAUUCUCUAUCUUUUGUAUGAACCUAUGAUCAAGUUGUUUUGCUAUUUCUUUAUUUCAUUGCAUGUAAUUUUGUUACUUUUGUUUUCAGUUUUCUGGGGGUGCUUUAGAAAAUGAUGGAAUGCUUAUGCAAUCUUUGGACAAGAUCAAUUUGCAAGUCUGUUGAAUUUGCUCUUGAGCAAACAAAGAGACUAAGAUAUACUUGACUGCUUUUGAUCAUUUGUUUUCACAUGGAAUGCUUAUGCAAUCUUUGGACAAGUUGAAUUUGCUCUUGAGCAAACAAAGAGACUAAGCUAUACUUGACUGCUUUUGAUCAAUUGUUUUCACACCUUUUGUUGGAUAUAUGAAAUUACCUUUUUGUGCUGUUACAGGUGCUGCAAUCUGCAGUGGUGAAGCAAGUUGAGAUUGCUAAUUCGUUGGAGAAUGUAGAUGAGUCCAGAUUUCAUCGAGACUGUUCUCUUGAAUAGGUAACCGUAGAGGGUUACCCACCCAAGUCUUGGAACUGUCCUUGCCAAGAGAGAAAAUUGUCUCUACUGAGAAAAUGAAAGCUCGGUUUGUUGAAGAAGAAUGAGAAGCUUGAUAUAUGGGAUUCUGUCUAUUUGGACCAAGCUUGAUUGGCAUUUCUGUUAUCUUAGAUUUUGUUUGAGCUUUGCAAUGCAUUUUAGAUUAUUGGGUGGUUUGAGUCUUCUUGAUAGCUACAAGAGUGAUCCAUAUGGCAUGACUACGAUAUUGGAUAUCUGUCAGGACCUUAAGGAGAAAUCUUCUGGAGACGGAAGAGGCCUGUACUAUAAGGCUUAUUUAAUAUUCUACACCCGACUAUACUACCUCUGGAAUGAGAAUUUGAUAAUUGAAGGAAUCACUCGCUUCGUUUUUUGCUACAUAGUUUCAGUGUUGCAAAAAGAUAUUUGGAGCAGCUUCAAGUUUCAGAGAGAUUUGCAGAGUCAACUGUCUACAUGUGCAGAAUUACAGCCUUAGAUUUUGUAAACCUAGGUAGAGGCCGACACAGAAGUCGAGAAGGAUCUUGGUGCUGAGAAGUAGUUUGUAGAGACCACAAGGAGAUGACUGGAAUUCUUAAACAGAAGAAGAAACUGCAGACUCAGGAGAGAAAGAUUGCCUUCGACAGAGUUAAAGUAUAUGCAGCAAUUUGCAGCCAAGACAAAUGAUGAAAUCAUUAUGCUUUACACCUUCAAGAAAUGAAUGCAGGACAAAUUCUAGCCAACUGACAGCAACCAUGUUUAGUAGAUAAUAUUAUGUGUUUUACACCUUCAUGAAAUGAAUGCAGGACAAAAUCUAGCCGACUGAAAGCAACCAUUUUUAUUUGAGAUAUUGGUAUGUGUUUCAAAAUUUUAUGUAUAUGCAAAGACAAUGCGUCGUAUAAAUGAAUGAAC
Fragaria vesca subsp. vesca is the source of this 1692-nucleotide messenger RNA. RefSeq lists its product as uncharacterized. NCBI's taxonomy places the organism in Eukaryota, Viridiplantae, Streptophyta, Magnoliopsida, Rosales, Rosaceae. The record is from RefSeq and is a predicted model, not a curated record. The transcript has 6 exons. Bases 872 to 1279 code for a protein of 135 amino acids.